CGCCGCAUCCCCUCGCCUCCCGCUGUCGUCAAUAUGGACCUCAAGCGUUCCGGUGACCCACUUGAGCACGGACGAAAGCGCAGGAAACUCGGCCAUAAUGGCAGUGAUGAUUGCUCUCUCCUGGCAGUGUCACUGAACGAGUACUACGCGUCGGACUUGAUGGAAUGGAAGGCGGGGACUACUGGUGGAUACAUUCAAGCUCAAAUCGUCAUGAAAUGGCCCCCCACAUCUAAGAGCUGGAGAAUCAAGCUGGAGAACUUCUCUUCUGCUGCUGGUCUGCUGCAGUUUGAACUCGAUUUCUCAGGACGGUGUCCUGCGUUACUUGCUACAAGCGGUGUGCAAUUCAAACUCGGACAAAAGCUUCGGUUGUCACUAGACGGCGCGACAACUAUCCGCAAGAAGAGCACCUCAUCUUCGAAGACUAUUCCCGUGCUUCUGCGUUAUGAGAACGGGGUCGAUUUCGAAUUCGUGGGGACUGGAUCAGAACGCAACAUCGAAAUUAGUUUAUGGCAUCGCCCGGAACCAGAGCUGCCCCCUUCUCCGGGUCCCUCAGCGCCGUCAUCGCCACGCCCAAGUGCGCGUUCGGACGACUGGUUCAUGACCCCGAUCACCAAUCGACGAGUCGAAACGGUGAUCCAACCCCCCAUCGUGAUGGAUGUUAUUCAAGAAGAUCCCUCUGUCGAAGAAACCGAGGCAGUUAGGCACAACAGCGCACCGACAAAAGUAAUCGUGCCACCGAAAGUCAAUGACACCACUUCCAAGCCCGAUCUUGCUGUUCCUGACGGCACUCGUGUCCCUCUGGAACCUGUUCCCUCCACUUCAAUGUCUUCUCUCCUUCCUCUUAGACCAAUCGUGCACUCGAAUGUACCCAAUGCAGCCUCCGACGUCGUAGAAGGCUCUUCGACGAAACGGAAAUCAAAGUCUUCGGCUAUCUUAAGAACGAAACCGCCACUUAGCGAUGGAGUGCCUGAAAUUGUCACCCAUGCCGAUGACCAACCCUCAUGUCUCAACAAGAAACAGCGCAAAAAUUUGAAAAGAAGACAGGCAGCCAAGCUACGCAAGGCUCUGCCGCUGCCCGAAGUUGCAUCGUCGGUCGUUCAAAUAACUCCUGUGUCCGCACAAGGAUCAGCGCCAGUCUUGCCGCCUACAAAUGCCCAUCACUCUGUCGCAGCUUCUGAACCACCGACAGAACCCCGCUUGCCGCCUCCAUCGGGCUUCGCGACGGUGGCUUCCAUGGAGAAAUGUUCGCAAGUAGGCGUUACUUAUUCUGUAAUCGGUGUCGUGAGCAGUCGAAAGGGGGUCGCCAAAACCAGCAAACAAGAUUGGUAUCACACCUUCAAUAUCGUCGACCCCUCCACAAUUGAAGCCGAACCUUACGGCUUGGGGAUGCCCGUUACUUGUUUCCACCCGAAAGAGAAUGGUGUACCGGCUGUGGACCUCGGUGACGUCGUCUUUCUCGUAGGGCUCAAGGCGAGAGAGACUUCGACAAGCCGUUUCGGUGGAACUAUUAGAGCCAACGGCUAUGCUGACAAACUACAAUGGGCGGUGUACAAUGCCUCGCAAGGUCGCAUUGGGCACGGAGAACCAUCUGCGUCUGAUAGGCAUUGCUUCCAACCAAACGAUGUCGAACGCGAAUACAGUAUCACUCUGGGAGACUGGUGGCAGAAGAUCCAAGAGAAACGCCAGGGGACUGUCAACCAGAUCAGCAGUGUCAUUCCUCCGCCGAAGACCCAACGGAGACACGUGUUGCUUUCGGAGACGCAGGAUGUUGAGUACUUCGAUUGCACGGUCGAGGCGAGUCUGAAAACUCAACUGCACGUGGAGACGCUGAGAAAAGUACAGAUCCUGCAGGCAUACGAGAACAGCCCCACCUAUUCCAUUUUUUGCACCGACUACACUGAGCUUGCAGGCGGGAAAGCCAUUGAAGCCGACUGGUGCCCACCCAUCAUCAAGGACAAGGUUCUGCGUAUAGAAGCUUGGGAUGCUGCAUUUGCAUAUGCGCAGAAAAUGAUAGUGGGAGAAUUCUAUCUGCUCAGAAACGUGCGGAUGCGGAGAAACUUGGUCGACCUACUUGAAGCCAAGAUAGUCGAAACAAAGAUUAGUCGGCUCGAUCCAGACAAAGAGCCGACAGACCACCUGGCAGCGCUGCUCCAACGCAAGCAGGCUCUCGGCGUGACAGACGACGACGACGUGACGGAAUUGAAGCUCAUCUCAGACUGUGCCGAGCGCAGUCUGCUUCAGAGUCUGGUCGAACUGCUGCAUAUCGAUCCAUUGAGCAACAGCAUCUACGUUACCGACUACACCUCACAUAGCAAGCUGCCGGUUUUCACCGAGUCCUGGGCUAAAAACCUUCCGCAAUACAUCCUCCGUGUUUAUCUGCACGACGAGCAGCAAAGCAUGAUCACUCGGAUGGUCGUGGGGCAAUUCUAUCUACUUUCGAGGAUGCUUGUGAGAGAGAGAGGGGCGACGAGCGAGUUUGCUGGGACGAUGGGCGGAUCCAAUCGCCUGAUUCUUCUGGUCAAUCCCAAAUCCAGUAACUUUGAAGAUAAGAAACGAGCCCUGCUCCAACGAAAGGAAGAUGUACUGAAGGGCUUUUCGAAGUUACCUAAGCUCGAAGAAGCCUUGCAGAGCAAUCAGACAUCGCGACCAGUGGAACAGUCUCCCAUUGUGGAGCUCGUUCCUAAGAAACCGCGCCGUAAUUGCCAGUCGAUACGACAGAUGCUCGAGAGUGAGGGUUCGGAAAAUUGCUUCGUAUACGCUAAAGUGGUCGACUUCUAUCCGUUCCGACUCGAGGACGCGUUCAUUCGUAUUUGUGAAACCUGUGACGCGCGGAUCAGUGACAAACGAGUGUCUUGCCACAAUUGCGAAGACAGCGUCGUCCAAGCAGUUUGCGUACUGCGAUUGAUGAUUGAUGAUGGCGAGAGACACCUCAAGGUCUCUGUGUCAGGAAAGGUGCCUGUACUCGACGGCUUGGGCGCUGUAUUUCUCAGAGACGACCCCAAAGCAUCUCGCCAGUUUGAGAGCAGGAUGAAGCCACUUGUGGGGAACAUUCCCCAAGUGCAUGAUAGAAUCGUGGCCGUAGGACGGGCUGAUAUCGAGCUGUCGAGCCCGUGGCUGAUGAUGGAGAUAGACCAUUGGGAGAGAAGCGAUGGGCGACUAGUAUACGGUCUGCGUGACUAUGAAAAGUAGAGCUGAAGACAGGAUGCAAAGCUAACAGUAGCGUACAGUCGCGAGAGCAUGAGAUCCAGAAAGAGGAGACUUCAUA
Messenger RNA from Mycena citricolor, 3265 nucleotides. The record is from the annotation of a GenBank genome assembly. NCBI's taxonomy places the organism in Eukaryota, Fungi, Basidiomycota, Agaricomycetes, Agaricales, Mycenaceae.